CUGAAACACACACCAUGCCAAGUGUUUUUUUCAAAUACAUUUUUUUGCUCCACUGGACUCACCUUUCAUUUUAUAGUUGUGCACCUAUAAAUUCAGGGUCAGACGAUGAUCCUCACGAAAUACAGCACGCCGUGUGUAAAGUAUUCACGAAAGAAAUUGAAGCUUCAGCCAAAGCAACUAUUACCAGACAGCUUAAAGGUGUAUGUUCGACUAGUAAGCAAGCAGUAUAUGCAUUAUGCAUUUUUUGGUUCUCCACAUUUUCAGUUUUAGGAGAUUUGAACAGGAAGCUGCAACACAUAGAAGAUAAAAUCCUUGAUCAGUUACAGCAAAUUCAACAGGCUUUAGGCAGCAAGGUCCAAAAGAGACCUUUAGCUCCGAGUACUGAACCACCAAUUGACUAUCAUGAAUAUGAAGAAGACUUACCAAAUAACACAGAAUAUGGUUAUUUCAAACAGUUAAAUGGAGAGAAACCCGCUAUUUCAGAAGAAAUUGCCGUUUAUAAUGAUACUAUUAUCAAUGCUAGGGAAGGAGAUGUGUAUUUUUAUUACUGGAGGAUAGAGGAGAUCAGCAACACUAUGGCAAAAAAAAAUCUUUAUAUAUCCAGUCCUCAGUUCUCAGUUUUAGGUCACACAUUGCAUCUUCAUUUCUACCCAAACUAUUCAGGUGGUCAGAUUGGGAUAGUCUGCAAACCAGACAGCAACAGUUUUAUGAAGAAAUAUAAGAUCUGGUUUUUAGGUCACAACCAAGUAGACAGUGAAAUAUCAUCAAAAAUUUUAUACACUUAUGGAAAAAGAGAUAAUAUAUUUUUAAUUGAUCCUCAAAUCCUUGAUGAAAAUUUUAUUGUUAAAAAUAAUGUUUUAAUUAAACUUACAAUCUAUUUGAACUCAUAA
Messenger RNA from Cylas formicarius (sweet potato weevil), 890 nucleotides. RefSeq lists its product as uncharacterized. NCBI's taxonomy places the organism in Eukaryota, Metazoa, Arthropoda, Insecta, Coleoptera, Brentidae. Bases 15 to 890 code for a protein of 291 amino acids. The transcript has 3 exons. The record is from RefSeq and is a predicted model, not a curated record. Gene Ontology annotation, molecular function: protein binding.